AUGACGGUUCGAGCAAGCACAAAGCAAGUGCAGCAACAGCUAACAAAGACAUGGUCAACGCUGCACUAUCGCAUGGAAUAUGGUGGAUACUUGUCCAACCAUUUACUUCACGGUGUCGUGGCACUCUACGACCUUGGUGCUAGUGAAGAAAAGAUUGAAAGCUUUGCCGAGAGCUACGCAACUAAGUUGGAAAAAAGAGAAUUCAAUCAAAAGGUUUUACACAAUUCAAAACUGACGUUUACAGCCGCGCGUGAGUUACUCGGUAAGCGACAAAAUUUUGACGGACUCCUGGCGCUCUACGCUACUGAAGUGAAAGAAUUGGGGAUUGACGGAGCAGUGAAGAAACACUUGCCCGUUCUAGUCGGCGGUCUAGCUGGCGCACUUCUUCACUCAAUCAUCCAGCUUGGCUAUGCUUACCAUAUUGGUGGUAAGCAUCUUGUAGCUGAAGGACUGACGUACAUGCACUAUGCGUACCUGUCGUUUGACGAGCCUCCAACUGUUAUUGGUGAAGAGUCUUCAAAAAAGAAAACAUUCUCACGUGAUGAAGCGUUGCAACUUGUACGUUUACUAAACGGCAAUGAGCUUUUGCUUGGUGAGAUGCGUAGCAAGCUUCAAAUGAAGCCGCUCGUUGACCUCAACAUUGGCGGCAUCCAGAAGCGCUUAAGCACGAUGUCAGGCGAUCCAGAACGAGGAAGUUCCACCGCGUUUCUAUUUAUAUGGAAAAUGAUCAAUAGUUAUGACCUGACGAAGAUGAAUGGGGUGCUUGCGCUUGAUUUAGCCUUUUGGUUGUACAUGAUGAUUGAGCACAACGAUUUCGUUAUUCUGCAUGCGGUGACAUCGGCGUGGGCUCUGCAGCAGGUUGAGCACUUGUUGGAACCAAACGAUCGCGAGCGUUCAUGGAAAGUGUGGUUGCAUGUGGCGUUAUCAGCGUUUGUGACGAAUGACAUUAACGAUUUGUUAUCAUCGGAUGUAUGUGAGCAUAAUUUGUCAGAGUGGAAACCAUGGAAACAAAUUGUUUCAAAAACUUUGACUCUAGCAGAUGAGGGUCUACUGGAACGUGAUCUAGUGCACGCUUACAAACUUGUGCAAGUUGCUCACAAUCACGCCAAGUGUGUUGAGAAGGCAUUUCUAACGACUGAAGAGCGUGAAGUUCUUGCCCGUAAAAGCGCACUUAAGGUGAUUUCAUGCGACUUUGGUGACUUAUAA
This is a messenger RNA of Peronospora belbahrii, 1206 nucleotides long. NCBI's taxonomy places the organism in Eukaryota, Oomycota, Peronosporomycetes, Peronosporales, Peronosporaceae. The record is from the annotation of a GenBank genome assembly.